Messenger RNA from Corylus avellana, 555 nucleotides. RefSeq names its product SKP1-like protein 14. NCBI's taxonomy places the organism in Eukaryota, Viridiplantae, Streptophyta, Magnoliopsida, Fagales, Betulaceae. Gene Ontology annotation, biological process: ubiquitin-dependent protein catabolic process. The record is from RefSeq and is a predicted model, not a curated record.
AUGGCGGACAACGGCAACGGCAACGGCAACGGCAACGGCAACGGCGUGACAACGGUAAAGCUGAGGGCCUCCGACGGCGAGAUCUUCGAGGUGGAGGAGGCCGUGGCCAUGGAGCUAGAGACCGUCAAGAACUUCUUCGGCGACGACGGUGUCACGCAUGACACCGUCAUUCCCCUCCUGAACGUGACGUCGCUCCCGCUCGCCAAGGUUAUCCAGUACUGCCGGCGCGCCGUCGAGUUCAGGGCCAAGUUGGCGGGCGCCGGAGACGACGAGGAAGCCCAAAAAAAGGCGGAGAAGGAGUGGAAGGAGUUCGAAUCCGAGUUCGUGAGCGAGGAGAGCAACGAAUCGGUCAAGGAAUUGAUUCUUGCGGCGAAUUAUCUGAACAUCAAGAAUAUGCUGUCUUUCCUCAACGAGGAAGUGGCCGAUCGGAUCAAGAACAAGAGCGUGGAGUACGUGCGCAAGUUCUUCGGGAUCCGUAACGACUUCCCGCCGGAAGAGGAGGAGCGGCUCCGCCAGGAAAACGCCUGGGCCUUCAUGGGCGUCGACGCCGAUUAA